UCUGUGUCAAAUUCUCUUUAAUUGCUGUUCUAUGCCCGGUGUUCAUGACCGACGUUUGUGGUGGAGUGAUGUCUAAACAAAUUUUUGUAUGUAGUUAAAUAAAAAAAGUUACAAUAAUGGGUGCUUCGUCAAGUGCAACAAGAAAGUUAACAGUAGAAAACGAUGAUCCUACAAGCGUCAUUAAAGUUUCAGAAGAAGUUGUGGAUCGAUUAAAAGGAAGUCAAGUGGUAAGAAAUGAAUUCAAACAACAAGCUGUUCCUCCACCAGUUCAAGGGGGCUCUUUUCCCAUAUUUAUAAAUGAACCUAGUUUAACCUCCUAUCAACUUCGACAGGCAAAUGUAGCUGAACUGAAGAAAAACGAUGAGUAUUGGCAACAGAGGCUGAAAAACUUAGAAGAGAAACAUAAGAAAAUGAAUGAUGUCUUGGACCAGGAGUAUCAAAAAGCUUUAGAAGAAAUGUCAUCUGGAAAAUUAGGAAGAUACGCCCAAAAUAUACCUCCAUGCAAAGAUACAGAACGUGCUGUCAUGGAAUGCUACAAGUGCAAUCCUCAUGAACCAAUGAAGUGUGCUAGAGUAGUUCAAGCCUUCCAGGAAUGCGUAGACUUGAAAAGAAACUGCCUUCUUGCUAAUAGAACAAUUGCAAGUAACUAAAGGAGUGGUAUGAAGCUUUUAGAUUUCUUUUUAGAUUGUUUCUCUGUAAAUAUAACUUUUGUUUAAAA
Messenger RNA from Diabrotica virgifera virgifera (western corn rootworm), 718 nucleotides. It is a transcript of the gene Chchd3, whose product is annotated as MICOS complex subunit MIC19. Gene Ontology annotation, cellular component: MICOS complex. Gene Ontology annotation, biological process: inner mitochondrial membrane organization. Lineage: Eukaryota; Metazoa; Arthropoda; Insecta; Coleoptera; Chrysomelidae. The record is from RefSeq and is a predicted model, not a curated record. The coding region runs from base 117 to 650 and encodes 177 amino acids. The transcript is spliced from 3 exons.